CAGAGUUGUGUCCCUUCGUCGGUAAUUCUUCACCGCCAUACUGCCCAUAGUGACUUGCAUGUUGCCGGCUAGAACGCGAAUAACCUUUUAAACUACCUGGACUGGUGGAUUCAAUAACACAGAAUAUUUUAUAGUGUCAAGCUCGCGACUUAAUACACGUGGACAAUGAGUAUCCUCGAGUACAAUGGUGCAGCUAUCAUUGCCAUGAAGGGAAAGAACUGUGUGGCAAUUGCUGCUGACAGGAGGUUUGGAAUACAGGCUCAAACUGUUAGCACAAACUUUCAGAAAAUGUUUGAGAUGGGACCAAGACUGUACAUAGGGUUACCAGGCCUGGCAACGGAUGUGCAAACGGUUGCUCAAAAAUUACAAUUCCGUGUGAAUCUGUAUGAACUUCGUGAAAACAGGAGACUUAAACCAAAGACAUUCAUGAGUAUGGUAUCCAAUUUGUUAUAUGAAAGGAGGUUUGGUCCAUAUUUUGUUGAACCUGUUAUUGCUGGUCUUGAUGCGAAGACUAACGAACCUUACAUUGCAUCGAUGGAUCUGAUUGGCUGUCCCAUGGUGACCGAUGAAUUUGUUGUCAGUGGUACCUGCUCCGAACAAAUGUAUGGAAUGUGUGAAUCACUAUGGAAACCAGAUAUGGGACCAAAGGAACUUCUGGACACGAUAUCCCAAGCCUUACAGAGUGCUGUAGACCGAGACGCAGUGUCAGGAUGGGGCUGCAUGGUCCAUAUCAUAGAGAAAGACAAGGUUACAACGACAGAACUUAAAGGAAGGAUGGACUAGGAAUAUCAUAUGUUUUUCAUAGACAUUUCACAACUACAAUCUUUGUCUGUUCUUUACCUGUGACAUUUGACCUGUGAACAAGAAGGACUCACCCCACACCAUUCGUACAUCGGGUGUGAACUGCUUCAAAGGAUGGUUUCAUAUAGAUAUAACGAAAGGAUAGAAGACAUCAAGUUGUUAUCUGAGAUGGUUGAUGCUUCUACUUUAUCAUUUGAAACUUUUGAUAAUAAACAAUUUAGCUACUGGUUACACAUAGAAUGUCAUUAUGUAUCGAUUUCUCUCAGACUCUUGAAUAACAUCUGUUCAUUGAUUUGGUCAUACUAGCAAAAAAAAGAUUAUCUGAUGUUAAGUGUAACUAUAAGGAAUCCACUGUGAGGGUUUGUAUAUUACACACAAGUCAGACAGGAGCUGUUCCAUCUAAUAGAAAGAGAGUAGAUCAAUCCUACAUAUCUGUAUGGUUGUGUCAUUAGUUGACACAUACUUAUAACCAAGAAAUAGUGCAUCAUUUAGUGAUAUUCAAACAAAAAGUGCUAGCACAGUAACGGUGAAUGACUGUAUGUAUGGUUGGUGAACACAUGUUCAAUACAUAAGAAUGAAUCGGUGUAUGAAAAUAAAAAACUUUCAAUAAACUAA
Messenger RNA from Mizuhopecten yessoensis (Yesso scallop), 1416 nucleotides. RefSeq names its product proteasome subunit beta type-3-like. Gene Ontology annotation, biological process: proteasome-mediated ubiquitin-dependent protein catabolic process. Gene Ontology annotation, cellular component: proteasome core complex, beta-subunit complex; proteasome core complex. The transcript is spliced from 6 exons. Lineage: Eukaryota; Metazoa; Mollusca; Bivalvia; Pectinida; Pectinidae. Bases 166 to 783 code for a protein of 205 amino acids. The record is from RefSeq and is a predicted model, not a curated record.